AUGGAUAGAAGAUUUUUAGAAUAUGAAGAUAUGAAUGAUGACGAUUUAAAAGAUGAUGAUGAUGAUGAAAGUUUAAAUAAUAAUAAUAAUAAUAAUAUCAUUGAUCAAAAUAGUAAAAAACAACGUUUAUAUGAUACACCUUGUUCUUUUACAUCAAAUAUUGAUGAUAAUGACGAUGAUUUAUCCGAUUUUAAUACUAAAGAUAAUCAACAACAACAACAACAAAGACAAAGACAACAACAACAACCAAUAAAUUCAAAAAGAAAACAAGAGUUUCAAAAACUUUUAGAUGAAACAAUGUCAAAAACAAAGGAAUUUAAAGUAGUAUUAGGUAAACAUAUGUCAAUUCAAGAUCCAAUUAUUGUUAGUGAUAUUGUUACAUUUAAGAGAUCUUUAGAAACUUAUUUUAAUAAUCAAUCAUCAUCAAACAAUGCUUUACACUCACCAAGAGAUAAUAAUAGUUCAGAAUCUAAAUUACAAAGUUUUAAAGAUGGUUUUGCCUUAUUUAUAGAGAAUGAGUCUAUAUUAGAAUUAGCAUUAUCACCAGUCAGAUCAGAGUCUUCAAAUGAUUUCAUUCAAAAGUAUGGUAAUAACUUUUCAGAAACUUGUUUAAUUAGAUUAUUAUUAUCAACACCAAUUGUUCAACCAUUAAUAUUAGAUGUUUUAUUUGAUUCAAUGUAUACUUUUGCUGCUGAGGAUACAAAUGGGUUUUGUAAGAAAAUAUUUUCACAACUAAGAUGGUUAGAUACAAUUAGUGAUGGUCCUCAAUUAUUAGCACAAAUUGGAACAUUACUUGGUUUAUUAGAUGUUAAUCCAGAGUUAAAAAAAGAUAUUAUUAGAUUUUUACCAGAUAUAGUCGAUAAUGAAUGUCAUUCAGAGUUUAUUGAUAUUUUAAUGGGAAUCUAUAAAGAGAAUGAAGAAUUUGUUUUACCAAUAUUAGAUGCAUUGGCAAAUUUAAAUUUAAAUUCUGCUCAUUUAACAAAUGUUAGAGAAACAGUUGGUGAAUCAUUAAGAGAAUCUGAUUUUAAUAUUUUACCAAUGAGAAUUACAUUUUUAUUAUCAACAAGUUCUUCAAAAGAAAAUUCAGCUAUUACAUCAAAAGCUAUUAGAGAAAGAUUGGAUUUAAAAAAACCAAUAUUAAUAAAUGGAUCAACAACAGAGAUUUUAAAUGAUCCAAAUAAUAAAGAAACUGAUCGUGAUAGAAAACCAACAGAGAAUUUAAUAUUGGAAGCAUUAAAAUCAGGUAUACGUUUUAAAAAGGAUUUAUGUGAUGCAUUCAUUAAAGAGAUUGAAGAAGCACGCACACAUAAUAUAUUGGAUUUUUGGUUAAUAGUUUUAAUUCAUUCAUUUGGUCAUAAGAGUACAGAGAAAAUUUUUAAAAAAUUAGUUAAAUCUGGUUUAUUAUCUAAAAAAUUAUUAAUUGAAUCAAUUUAUACUCAUGAAUUUGCAUUACAACAAUAUUUUACAACAAUGUUAACAUUAUGUGAUUUUUGUAUUAGAAGUAUUGAAACCAAAGUUAGAGAAUUUGGAGAAUCAUUUUAUGAAUUAUUAUUCAAAUGUUAUAGAGAUGAAGGUCAACAACGUGAAUUAAUAUCAAUGUUAUUGGCACAUAUUAUUUCAGGUAAUAAUUCAGAGGUUAAUUGUGGUUUAGAGGUUUUAUAUAAAUUAUGUUCACCAUUAUGUAGUGAUAUGUUGAUAAAGUUCUCUCAUGAAAUUAAGAGAGUAUUGGACUAUAUAGAUACAUUAACAGAAUCACAAAUUAGAACAUUAUUUAGAAUUUUCGGUACUUUAUUAUAUACAGAUAGAAUUUCAUCAAAUAGUUAUAAAUUAGAACCAAAUGGUAGAAUCUUUACAGAGCUGGAUAUUUUCACAAGAAAACAAAUUACUUCAACAAAAAUUAAAUAUAAAAAGAUUGGUAUAAUUUCGAUGUGUUCUCAAAUUUCAAGAAUUUCAAGAGUUAUUAUAAAUCACAACAAUGAAUUACAAUUACCAAGAGAAUUAUUUGAAGAGUAUGAAAAAUUAUUUCAAUCAUUGUUAUUAAAUUGUGAUAAAUCAAGAUUAGCAAGAUCUUAUCUUUUUGAUGAGUUGGCAAAUGUUUAUAUGAUUUCACCAUUUCAUCAAAGUGUUACCAAUAGUAUUGGUGAAUAUGCACAACGUUAUUUUCAAAAUGAUUUCAUUGAAUUGGUUAACCAAUAUGAUAAAUCAAUGAUUUGGGGCUCAAUGGGUAAUACAUUUGGUGACGAAGGUAUUUGUAUUUAUCCAAAUCUAUCAGAAGGUACCACUACAAGAGAUGAUAAUAAAUUACUUUGUUUAUCCUCUGCUUUUCGUUUAAUUAGAAUCUUACAACCAAAGGACCAAUCUUUAGAAGAGAUUGAUGUAAUGUUAACUCAUCCUUUUAUAAUGUUUAAUAAGGAAAUUGUUUCAAUUAAUAAUAGUCAUAAUUUUAAAGAUGAUAAAGAAAAAGAACUAUAUUGUUUAUCUUUAUAUUAUUCAACAAAUUAUAUUAGAGAACUUUUAAAUGCUUUUACAACUUUAUUGAUACCUUUAAGAAAAAAUCAACAAAAUCAACAUCAACAACACCAUACUCAAUCUUUACUAUCAAAUAAUGAAAAAUUAUUAAAUAGAUUAAAUAUAUUAAUUAGUAUGGAAGAUAAAUUUGAAAUGGUAUUAUCUCAUUCAAAUUCAUUUGUUAUACCGCAUGGUACAUUUGAAUCUGAUCAAAGAAAACCAUUUUCAAUUGAAUUAAAAAAGAAUAAGAAAUUACCAACAUCAGCAUCAACCACCGCAACAACAACAACAUUAGCAAAUUCAAAUUCAAUUAAUCAAUUAAUUAAAUAUAAUAUUGAUUUAAAAGAUUUUGUUACACCAGGUGAAUCAUUAAUUGAAAUUGAAAAACCUUAUUUAAAAUUAAUUAAACCAUAUUAUAGAUCAUUAGAUUUAUCUUGUUUUCAUUUAUUUAAACCACAAACCAAUAAUACUACUACUACUACCACCUCAAAAUCAAAUCAAAAUAAUUUAGAACCAAAUGGAAUGUUAUAUUUAUUAGAAGAAUUUUAUAAUAAACUUGAUACAGUUUCAACACCAGAUAGAACAUCUCAUUUACAUAAUGAAAAGAUACAAUUACCAUUUAGUUAUGAACAAUUUAUUCUUCAAACUGGUGUAGUUUUUAGAUAUCUUUUAGAACAUUUAAAAAAUUUAUCAAAUCAAUUUAAACAGAAUAGAUUGAAAUUAUUACAACUUAUUAAAUCAACCGAUGUAAUUGUACAACAAAAGAAUGAAUUACAAAUUGAAUUGGAAGAAGAAUAUGAUGCUAGCAAAGAUAAUGAAGUUAAAAAAUUGAAAAAAGAAAUUGAAAAAAGAUGUGAUCAAAUUCAAUGGUCAAAUAAUAAUCAAACUAUAACUCAACAUUGUAUUCAAUUGAUUUUACAAAUUUUUGAAAAAUUAUUUCAUACAGGUGGUUCAAUUAGUAAAACUGAAAAUGAUCAUAAAUUAUUUUUAGAUUUAUUAAAUUCAAUUUCAACAAAAGCAAAUCAAUUACUUGGUGAAAAUAUUGAUCAACAACAACAGCAACAACCAGUUGGUGGUGGUGGUGAUCGUAAUCAACAAAAACUUAAAAUUUUUAAUAGUAUAUUCACAUUUUUCAAAUCAUUUAUUCAAAUUUUUGUUUCAUCUAAAAGUUUUAAAGCAAGUUUUACUCUAUUACAAGUAUUAAUUUCAUUGUAUAGUUCAAGAUAUAUUGGUAAUAAAAAUAUUGAAGAGAUGAAAUUUCAAAUUCAUAAUUAUUCUCGUAUCUUGUUGGCAAUAAAUUGGAUAUCAAGUGGUAAACAAAAAGUAUCAUCUCAAUCACUUGGUGUUUUAUUAAAAGCUUAUUUCGAUCAUACUUCAAAUGAAGAUGAAUCUAUUAAAACUUCAAUUAAUUAUUUAAAGAAAUAUUUUGGAAAUGAAAGUUCUAAAAAGAAUGUUUUAACAACUAAUUCAUCAUCUAGUCAAUCUUCAAAAAAUAAAAGAAAUAAUAAUAAUAGUAGUGAUAGUGAUGAAGAAAAUGAUAAUGAUGAAAAAGAUGAUUUAAUUAAUCGAGAAGCAGGUGGUGGUGGUGAUGAUGAUGAUGAUGAUAAUAAAUUCAUUAAUAUAGUUGAAACUGGUGAAGGUAUUGAAUUUAAAAUUUCAUCAUUAAAUUCAACAACUUUAUUACCAUUUUUAAAGAGUAUUUAUUCGGCAUUAAUUAAUAAUUUAAAAAGUAGUAUUGAAGAUAAAAACCUUCAAACGGACCAAGAAACAGCAUGCUUUUUCAAACGUUCAAGUUUCUUUAUUUCAAUGUAUGCAUCAUUGGUUGAAACAGCAAAAGAAAGAGAUAAGAGUCUUUAUUUAAUUGAAACUUUAAAACAAGCCGUUUCAUUUGUAACCGUUUUCAUAAAAUUAUAUAUUCCAGUAUUCAAAUCAUUGGUCAAAAAAAAGAGUUUACAAAUCAUUGGUAGAGUUAUUAAAGAAAUUGAAAAUCUUCGUUUACAUAAUGGUAUUUUAAAUAAUAUUUGUUCUCAUGGUAAAGAAACUAGUGAUUCCUCAAUCAUUGCAAUGGAACCUCAAGUUAAAAAAACAUUGGAAUCUUUAAAUAUGGAAGUUAAAGGUAUUUUAGCUGGUGUAAAUGCUUCGGAAGCUUUUGGUACUAAAAAAGUUGAUAAAAGAAAAUUAAAUGGUGAUGAAUUCUUUUCUUCUGAUGAUGAUGAUGGUGAUGAUGAUUCAGAUCAAAGUUCAGAUUAUUCAGAUUCUGAUGAUAAUAAAAAAAGAAAAACAAAGAAAAAGGUUAAUAAAAAAUCAACAAAGAAAUCAACAAAGAAAAUCAAAUCAAAUCAUUCUGAUGAGGAAGAAGAAGAAGAAGAAGAAGAGAAGAAAGGAGUUUCAAGUAGUAAACAAAAAAAACAAACAAAGAAAGUAGGUAGUCUAUCAAAGGGUAGUAAAUUAAGAAAAAUGGGUAGUGAUGAUGAUGAUGAUGAUGAGAAAGAAGUAGAAAGUGAAUCAUCUCCAAAUGUUAGCGAUAAUGAAGAUUAUAGUCGUAGUGUUAGUCGUGGUCGUAGUAGAAGUAGAAGUAUUAGUCAUCGUCGUAGAAGUACAAGUAGAAGUUUAAGUAUUAGUGAUCGUAGUAGAUCAAGAAGUGUUGAAGAGGCUGAAGUUGGAGAACCAGAAUCAAAUGAAGAACUCUCUUCUUCAGAACCUGAUGAAGGCGAUAGCUUAGGUUCUCAAAGUGAUAGAAGUGAAGAUGAAGAAAUUGAAAGUGAUUAA
Dictyostelium discoideum AX4 is the source of this 5277-nucleotide messenger RNA. RefSeq lists its product as hypothetical. Gene Ontology annotation, biological process: DNA repair. Bases 1 to 5277 code for a protein of 1758 amino acids. The transcript is spliced from 4 exons. NCBI's taxonomy places the organism in Eukaryota, Evosea, Eumycetozoa, Dictyosteliales, Dictyosteliaceae. Gene Ontology annotation, cellular component: nucleus. The record is from RefSeq and is a predicted model, not a curated record.